This is a messenger RNA of Dacryopinax primogenitus, 612 nucleotides long. RefSeq lists its product as uncharacterized. The transcript has 4 exons. Bases 1 to 612 code for a protein of 203 amino acids. Lineage: Eukaryota; Fungi; Basidiomycota; Dacrymycetes; Dacrymycetales; Dacrymycetaceae. The record is from RefSeq and is a predicted model, not a curated record.
AUGGCGAUUUGGGUACGAAGUCGAUUGUACCUGGAGGCUGUGGAGGCUGUCAGGGUGACAGUAGAGACAGUGGUGGUGUUCGAGCCUAUCAACCCAGCUGAGGUGAUUGUAGAGGCGUUGACCACGGGUCACGUCUCUGCAUCGCUACCUACCAGGGCCAGGGUGAGAACAACAGCCACCCACCCUUCUGAGGACCCAUGCAGUGUGCAGGGCAACACUGCGCAGAGGAGAGAGAACGGACAGGUCCUGGGAGCCGAGAACGCACCGGCUGCCGAGGGCUCGGCGGACCGCCGCAACACUGCAGGGCGACGAUCCGCCAAUGAAGUGAGCGGUGGCAUGCAAAGCGCAGACACCGAGGCACGACUGCAUGGGGGACAGCAAUCGACCGUCGCGGUAGUUACGAUCAACACGGUCAUCAACAGCAAUAUAGUCGAUGAGCACGGCAAAAAAAAUCAUUCUGCCAGCACUGCAACCGACCAAACCGAAGCUGGCCAAGAUGAUGAUAACGCACACCGAACGGACUCGGCUGUACACCAGCUAUCGGAGCAAGGCCAUGGCAGAGUCGGGGAUGGCAUCGUCAAGGAGAUGUCAGGCCUCGGACAGUCAGAGUAG